AUGGAAAUGAUAAACUCAUUGAGCACAGGACAAAGUGUAUCAGGGUGCUCUAGAAUCGAUGACGACGUAUGUCAGGCACCAGACUGUACGACGACAACAGAGGGUACAGGUUGGAAGUAUUGCACCGCUCUGUCGAUUGCUAAUCUCAACGGCGUUAUGCGAGCUCUUUACACAGCAACCGGUGAUAUGCCCUCGAACUUCAGCAACCUCGCAGAGUCCAUGUACAAAGACUUCACUUGGCCACCACCUCCAGACAUGAGCCUCUUCUGGUCAGAAUUCUUAACAGCAAUUAGUACAAUGCUUGUGGUUGUCACCACUCUUACAGGAAAUGUUGAGGUGACGGCAGCGGGUGCUUUCCUCGGAGGCAUGGUCACCGAAGGUCUGAACGCAAUUAAUGACGUUGAUUCGACCGCAGCCGACAAUCUGAGUCUGUGA
Penicillium manginii is the source of this 435-nucleotide messenger RNA. RefSeq lists its product as uncharacterized. The coding region runs from base 1 to 435 and encodes 144 amino acids. NCBI's taxonomy places the organism in Eukaryota, Fungi, Ascomycota, Eurotiomycetes, Eurotiales, Aspergillaceae. The transcript is spliced from 2 exons. The record is from RefSeq and is a predicted model, not a curated record.